This is a messenger RNA of Asparagus officinalis (garden asparagus), 2246 nucleotides long. RefSeq lists its product as uncharacterized. The transcript is spliced from 8 exons. The record is from RefSeq and is a predicted model, not a curated record. NCBI's taxonomy places the organism in Eukaryota, Viridiplantae, Streptophyta, Magnoliopsida, Asparagales, Asparagaceae. Gene Ontology annotation, biological process: DNA-templated transcription. Bases 112 to 2097 code for a protein of 661 amino acids. Gene Ontology annotation, molecular function: chromatin binding.
CUUUUCGGCAUUUCAGCCACACUCAGGGCUCCUUACAAAUACAAUCCCAAAAUUCCCCGCCGUUGGAGACAAAAGGGGAAAUCCCUCAAAAAAAAUCUCGAAAAAGGUGAAAUGGUGAGAAAGCGGCGAUUUUCUCAGGUUUCGACGAGCUCCGACGAGGACGAGCCCAAAAAGAGAUCGUCCCGAAAGGAGAAGAUCCUUCGACACGACGACGACGAAGACGUCGCCGGCGACGGAAACGACGAGAAAUCACGGCCAAAUGGCGGUGGAGACGGCGGCGUGGAAGCGGAGGACGUGAACGAGACGAGAACGGAGAGGAAAUCUUCUAGAAAGAAGAAGAUCGUUCGAGCCGCCGCCGACGACGAAAAAGACUCCGGCGCCGACGACGGGGAGGAGAAAUCAGAGACGAAGGAAGGCGGAGAUGGGGGAGGAGAGGAGGAGGAGGCGGAGGAGAACGUAGAGGAGGAGGAUACGCAGGCGGUCCCGAUCGGAGAUCCCAUUAGGGUUUCGGGAAAGGGGAAGAAGAGGAAGACGCACUACUCCUCCUUCGAGUACGAGGGCAACGUGUUUGAGCUCGAAGAUCCGGUGUUAUUAUCUCCUGAGUCUGAGGAUGAGAAGCCAUAUGUUGCAAUAAUAAAGGACAUAGCAGAUUCAGGCAAUGGCUUGAUGGUUACUGGACAAUGGUUUUACCGUCCUGAAGAAGCUGCCAAAAAAGGAGGCGGGUACUAUCAAGCACGAGAUACAAGAGAACUUUUCUAUAGCUUCCAUCUGGAUGAUGUACCUGCCGAAUCUGUUAUGCAUAGAUGCAUUGUCCAUUUUGUUCCAUUAAAUAAGAAGCUACCAGUUCGAUCGCAGCAUCCAGGAUUUAUAGUACAGAAGGUUUAUGACACCGUUGAGAAAAAACUGUUUAAAUUAACUGAUAAAGACUACGAGGACUGUAAGCAGGAUGAGUUAAACCAACUUGUUAACAAAACAAUGGAACGUCUAGGAGAGCUUCCAGAUGUUGUACCUGAAGAUGCACCUGCAGAUCGCUGUGAUCAGCCAAUAAGUAAAUGGAACCUUAGGAGAAAAAAUAUGCCUCCAAUUGAUACUUCCAGGGCUGACGGGGCAUCUAUAAAAUCUCCUAGAGCUGAAACACCUGCUAGCUGUCCAAGCGAUGCUUCAGUAUACUACCUGAUUUUAGCAAAAUUCAAAGCAUUGACUGGUGAUUCAUAUCGUGAUAGAUGGUUAGAGAAACUUCUGCAAGGAAUUCGGCAAGCAUGUAAUCCGAAGGAAGAUGCACCAAAAGAGAAUGGAGAGAAUGCAUCAAAAGGGAACAGAGAGAAUGCAUCAAAGGAGAAUGGUGAGAACACAUCAAAAGAGAAUGGAGAGAAGGAUGGCACUGCUGUGUCAACUUAUCGUGCAAAUGGCAACACUGAUGUGGAAAAGAGACAAGAUGCUUGUGAAAGUUUUUGCUGGCCAGAUUCAGCUGUAGCGUCAAUAACCGCACUCGAGAAGGCUUCACAUGAAACCCUUGGUUCUGAUUUUCAGAAAUAUAACCAGAAGAUGAGGCAGUUAGUUUUUAAUUUUAAGAAUAAUGCAUUAUUAGCUAGACGCUUACUGAAGAAGGAGUUGGAUCCUGCAGUUAUUCUUAGCAUGUCUCCAAACGAACUAAAGGAAGGUCGGACAGCAGAUGAGAAAACAACAAAGGAACCUGAGAAGUCAGAACACAUUCAGAUGACUGAUGCUCGAUGUUCGAGAUGCACAGAAAAGAGAGUAGCUGUGACAGAUAUCAUCCAUGCUGGAGGACAUGGGAAUCGUUAUCAGCUUGAAUGCCAAGCCUGUGGUCAUUCCUGGUACGCAUCUGGUGAUGCCAUCUCCUCGUUGACUAUCGAUGCACCAAAUCCUGCUGGAAAUGUAGGAACAGCACCUUGGGCUACGGCCAAAUUCGAAGAUGUCGAGAAAAAACUGGUGAGCCCUCGUGAUCCUGAGAAGGCUUCCGUCGAUGUUUUUCAGAAGUCCACAGCAGCAUAUAUGCCCGCCCUUGAGCCUCAGAAAUCUUUCAAUCGAUCAAAGAAUGAUGAAACCCUUGCAACAACUGCUCCUAUUCGCGAAUAAUAUGACACUUAGUUAUCAUAUUAAUGUAUAUAAGAAGUAAUAUCCUUUCCUUUUUUUCUCCUCUAGUUCAAGUUACGAAUACACUGUAUUUAACACUUAAGAGGUGGAUAUGAUAAUAGCUGACUCGGCGGAGGUAGCAUACCCCCAAA